Messenger RNA from Gadus morhua (Atlantic cod), 1915 nucleotides. RefSeq names its product olfactomedin 2a (gene olfm2a). NCBI's taxonomy places the organism in Eukaryota, Metazoa, Chordata, Actinopteri, Gadiformes, Gadidae. The coding region runs from base 511 to 1878 and encodes 455 amino acids. The record is from RefSeq and is a predicted model, not a curated record. Gene Ontology annotation, biological process: signal transduction. The transcript has 6 exons.
UGGCUGCAUCGUGGAGCGGCACUUCUUUGAAUCGUAUGCGUGCUGCUCCUAGCGACGGCGCGUUGCAAGCACAGCAUUCACCUUCCAACCUCUGACUCCUGCAUUUUCUCGCUGAAUAGCGAUUUGAAGGAUACACAACGGCUCCUUACAUCUUUUUUUAACCUUUCGUUCCUAUUUUCUGGUCAAGCAGAGGACCCUCGCGAGUGAGUUUGCCUUGAUCUUUCCCACUAAACGUUUAAUGCGACUCUAAAAAAGGACAAAGCUGGUAAUUUUUUUAUCAAGCCAAAAAAAAAGGGGCUGAUCUGCGUCCGUGUGUAGAAUUAACCCAGUGCACUGGCUGGUGAUGAGGUUGGUUGUGUUGCACACCCGGCCGAGCAGCAGAGGAAUAUCGAACAACAUCACCAUAUAUCUGAAGAAGUCGAGCCAAUAAAAGGACCCGCGGGGGGAGAAAAAAGCAGAGACAAGCAACACAUUUGUGGGAUCAAGUGGGACGCUGUCAUUCCAACUACAAUGCAUCUCUUCAGUGCCAUGUUCCUACUGGUGAUGUUAGCCGUCGUGCCCUGCUGCCAGGGUCUGUACCCGAGCCCGGAAGAAGGCUGGCAGAUCUACAGUUCAGCCCAGGAUGCAGAUGGCAAGUGUAUCUGCACCGUGGUCGCACCGGCCCAGAACAUGUGUAACAGAGACCCCCGCAGCAGACAGCUCCGCCAGCUCAUGGAGAAGGUCCAGAACAUCAGCCAGUCCAUGGAGGUGCUGGAUCUACGGACCUACCGGGACUUGCAGUACGUCCGCAACACGGAGAACAUGAUGAAGGUGGUGGACGGCAAGCUGAAGACCGCCUCGGACAACCCCCGCACCGUCAACACCAAGAGCUUUCAGGAGCUGAAGGACAAGGUGACCCAGCUGCUCCCCCUACUGCCCGUGCUGGAGCAGUACAAGACGGACGCCAAGAUGAUCCUGCGUCUGCGGGAGGAGGUGCGGAACCUGUCCCUGGUGCUGAUGGCCAUCCAGGAGGAGAUGGGCGCCUACGACUACGAGGAGCUCCGCCACCGCGUGCUGCUGCUGGAGACCCGGCUGCACUCCUGCAUGCAGAAGCUGGGCUGUGGGAAACUGACAGGUGUCAGUAACCCCAUCACAGUGCGGGCUUCGGGCUCCCGAUUCGGCUCCUGGAUGACGGACACAAUGAUCCCCAGUUCAGACAACAGAGUGUGGUCGAUGGACGGCUACUUCAAGGGCCGCCGCGUGCUGGAGUACCGCACCAUGAACGACUUCACCAAGGGCCAGAACUUCGUGCAGCACCUGCUGCCCCACCCCUGGGCGGGCACGGGCCACGUGGUGUUCAACGGCUCCCUCUUCUACAACAAGUACCAGAGCAACAUCGUCAUCAAGUACCACUUCCGCUCCCGCAGCGUCCUGGUGCAGCGCAGCCUGAGCGGCGCCGGCUACAACAACACCUUUCCCUACUCCUGGGGCGGCUCGUCCGACAUCGACCUGAUGGCGGACGAGAACGGCCUGUGGGCCGUGUACACCACCAUCCCCAACGCGGGCAACAUCGUCAUCAGCCGGCUGGAGCCCCAGAGCCUGGAGGUGCUGCAGAGCUGGGACACGGGCUUCCCCAAGCGCAGCGCGGGCGAGUCUUUCAUGAUCUGCGGCACGCUGUACGUCACCAACUCCCACCUGGCCGGCGCCAAGAUCUACUUUGCGUACUACACCAACACGUCCACGUACGAGUACACGGACAUCCCCUUCCACAACCAGUACUCCCACAUCUCCAUGAUGGACUACAACCCCCGGGAGAGGGUCUUGUACACCUGGAAUAACGGACACCAGGUGCUGUACAACGUCACCCUGUUCCAGGUCAUCAAGACGUCCGGGGACUGAGGGGUGAUGGGAGGGUGUGAGGGGGUGUGAGGGGAUG